AUGGAGGUCAACCAGAUAAUUAACCGUGCGUUGAAUGAAAUAGCCAGUGGAAUGUUAACUAUGACCGCCAGCUGGCGCUGCUCGGGAGCCUUGAUCGCUCAAUUCAAACCGUUCGAGGCUAGACAUGCUGAGGAGCUCAAGACAACCAAGGCCAAACAUAUCAAGCAGCUCGAAGCAGCCGAGAAGACAAACACUGGACUGCUCGAACAGAAGGACAAGCUGGCCGAAGAGCUGAAACAGCACCAAGCUGCCUUGACCCAAGCCAUUGAAGCUAAAGAGAAGUUCAAGAAGGCUUCUUUGAUUAAUUUCAAGGAAGCCUCUAAGCUUCAAGAUGAUUUGGUCAUCAGCAUAAAGGAGACUGAGGGGUUGGAGGAGUGCAUCAAAGAGCUCGAGGAGAUCAAUGCUAGCAAUUUGGAGAGGUAUAAGGGUGCCACCUUCAACUACUUCUACGCGUUCUGGAAGCAUAACCGUGAGGCAGACUUCAGCUAUCUCUCUGAACGCAUGAGGCAAUCUGAAAUAAACAGGUGCCUUGCUUGGCUUGAAGAAGAGGAGAGAGCGAAAAUCCCAGCCUCCCCCGAAAUCUCCUUGGCUACGGGCAUUGAUGGCGUGGAAGAGGAAAUUGGGGCCUCAUUCGACCAGCAAACUCCUCAAGACCCUCCUGCUUCAUAA
This is a messenger RNA of Humulus lupulus (European hop), 669 nucleotides long. RefSeq lists its product as uncharacterized. The coding region runs from base 1 to 669 and encodes 222 amino acids. The transcript is spliced from 2 exons. The record is from RefSeq and is a predicted model, not a curated record. NCBI's taxonomy places the organism in Eukaryota, Viridiplantae, Streptophyta, Magnoliopsida, Rosales, Cannabaceae.